Molecule: messenger RNA, 1086 nt
Organism: Klebsormidium nitens
Lineage: Eukaryota; Viridiplantae; Streptophyta; Klebsormidiophyceae; Klebsormidiales; Klebsormidiaceae
Source: the annotation of a GenBank genome assembly
AUGCUAGUGAGCCGCGACCCCGAUCUGAGGUUAGAGCAGAUUUUGGAGCUUACUAUGCCUUACCUAAUGGAAGCAGCCGAGGCAAAGAAACGACUGCUCGUUCAUAGAAUAGUAAAGGAAGUAGAGUCGGGGGCCACAAGUAAGCUGGGGACUCUGCAAGUCAAGAAAGAGGAAGCAGCUCGGCGGCUUACCAUGCCCUACUACUUAGUUCAACUCGUCAUCCAAGAGCUCAAGAGACGGGGCAAGCUCAACGGCGUCCCGGGCUUAGGCCUUCUUUGGGAUCUAGGGUCCGCUGGCGCUCUAGAAGGCACACGCUUAGAAGAGAUGGUGGCGGCAAGAGAAGCGGUGCUCGCUUGGCUUGUUCUCGAACUAGAAAGAGUGCGAACGGGCGCACCAGCGGCACCAGAGAGCGUGCGGAGACGCUUGGGGGACCUGUACCCGACAGCCAUUGCUGCAGGUGCAACGUUAGAGGAGAUCGUCGAAGUACGGCCACUCUCCGUCUAUCAGUAUGCAAGCGACCCGCUGAUCGACAAUGCCUUCGUUUGGCAAGUGCCCGCAGGCGGGUUGGUUCGUGUCAAACCCUAUGACAAGAAUGAGUCGGUUGAGAAGUCCUACCUCGAUGUACAUAGUGUCUAUCGAAUGGACCCGUAUGGUACGGGAAAGGAUUGUACAGCAGCCGAUGUACAUGUUACUAGGCAGUUAGGAGAGACAGGGGAUCCCUCCUUGAACGUUUUCAGCGUCAAGAGAACAGGAAAGAAAAACGCUGUAGAAACAGUCUUGAAACAACAUGCGAACAUCUCGAAAGGCUCUGAAGCCCCUAAUCUCAGGGUGUUUUACGUCACAACCUCACGCUUAGAUAGGAAGGCCGAGGCCGAGGAAGCGAUCAAGGGCUGCAAGCCACCGAUGGUAGUUGUUGAUGGAGAUGGAAUCGAAGGGUUCCUCGGCUGCUUCGGAGAUAUCCGUCCGUUGGCAGGGGAAAAUGAAAGUCUACAGAAAGCAAGACGCUCGUCAGGCACUCGGAGUGCGUCUCAAUCGUCAGUGGACGCCAAUCCGCUUCAGCCUCAGCAGGCGGAGGCAGCCAAGGAG